AUGUCCUUCAAGUCGAUACCCAUUCUCGACUUGUCGCUGGCCGACGACCCAGCGACCAAGCCCGAGUUCCUCAGGCAGCUGCGCGAUGCCCUCAUCGAAGUCGGGUUCCUGUAUCUCAGGAACUUUGGGGAUGCAGAGGAAUUGGUACCGGAGGUGAUGGAGAAGUGCAUUGCCUUUUUUGACAUUCCCACUGAAGAAAAGCAAGUCAUACUCAAGAUCGAGAUGAAGAAUGCCCGAUCCUUCCUAGGCUACUCCCGGCUCUCGGCCGAGAUGACAGCCGGGGCGGUGGACGACCGGGAGCAGCUGGACCUGGCGACGGAGCACGCGCUCCCCGCCCCCGGAUCCCCGCGGUACCACAACCUGGUGGCGCCGAACCAGUGGCCGAGGGAGGAGGUCCUGCCCGGCUUCCGCGCCUUGUACACCGAGUACAUGCGACGCAUGGGCCUCAUGAGCAUCCGGUUCACGUCCCUGAUAGCCGAGGCCAUCGGCCUCCCCGCCGGCGCGUUUGACCGGUACCUCGGCGAGGGGGAGCACCACAAGCUCAAGAUUGUCAGGUACCCCGACCUGGGGGAGGUCGGCGGCCUGGGUCGGGGUCGGGGCCAGGGUGUGGGACCUCACAAGGACAGCAUGCUGACCAGCUACCUCCUCCAGGCGUCCCGCCACCGCGGGCUGCAGGUGCAGAACGUGAGGGGCGAGUGGAUCGACUGCCCGCCCGUCGAGGGCACGGUGGUGGUGGCCAUGGGCCAGGGCCUCGAGGCCCUCACGCGGGGCGUGUGCGUGUCGACGACGCACAGGGUCCUGUCGCCGGAGGCCGGGUCGGGGCCGCGCUUCUCCGUGCCCUUCUUCCAGGGCGUCGACCUCGACACCACGUUCGACGACCUCGAGCGCACGGGCGUGGGGGCGGUCCCGGACGAGGUGCGCGAGCAGAGGCGCCUGGUGCUCGAGAGGGCCGGGGGCCAGCGCCUCGACGACGUCGAGUUCACCUUCCGCCGGGGGGGGGCCGGCGCCUCGACGACGCUCGGGGAGGCCACGCUGAGGAACAGGGUCAAGAGCCACCCAGAUGUCGGGGAGAGGUGGUAUCCCGACAUUCUGGACGAUGUCCGGGCGGAGCAGGCGGCCUUGACGGCGGCAAAGGUUCACUGA
This is a messenger RNA of Geosmithia morbida, 1143 nucleotides long. RefSeq names its product Isopenicillin N synthase. The coding region runs from base 1 to 1143 and encodes 380 amino acids. The record is from RefSeq and is a predicted model, not a curated record. Gene Ontology annotation, molecular function: dioxygenase activity. NCBI's taxonomy places the organism in Eukaryota, Fungi, Ascomycota, Sordariomycetes, Hypocreales, Bionectriaceae. The transcript is spliced from 2 exons.